AUGUUUAAAAAUAGAUUACCAAUUCAAAUCUUUAGACAAAAACAUAUUUGUUCAUCUUUUUUAUUUUUAAAUAAUAACAGAAACUAUAAUAACAACAACGUCAGAUCUUUUAAACAAUACUCAACAACAGCAACAGCAACAGCAACAACAACAGCAACAAAAACAACAAUCAAUAAUAAUAAUAAUAAUAGAUUUUUUUCACCAAAAACAAAUAUUUCAAUAAAGAUGAACACUACUUUAUCAUUCAAUGCUAAAGCGGUGAUUGUCGAUUCACUUGAUGAUCAAGUCAUGCUGGAGGCGGCCAACAAAAUAAAAUCGGGUGGUCUCGUUUCAUUCCCAACAGAGACUGUCUAUGGACUCGGUGCCAAUGCUUUUGAUACCGAUGCAGUGCUGUCGAUCUUCACUGCAAAAGGCAGACCUCUGACCGACCCUGUGAUUGUCCAUCUCCAAAACAGUGUCAAACAACACCAACAAGGACAAGAGGCACCAGGUCAAUUGUUAACUCAUUAUGCACCUGAUAUUCAAGCAUAUAUAUUAAAAGAUAUAAUAACCGAUGAUCAAAAUAAUAAUAGUAAUUUAAAUAGUAAUAAUAGUAAUAACAGUAAUAAUAAUAAUAAUAAUAAUAAUAAUAUAGAAUAUAAACUUUCAGAAUGUGUAUUUGUGGAUUUCGGAAAGAAUUUAAAUGAUAGUUUACAAUCGAAAUUUUUAGCUUAUAGAGAUUUAUCAUCAAACAAUCAAGUAUUGGAAGCUGCCAACUGUCUAUUUUCAACACUGAGAUGGAGUGAGUCUGUACAGGAUGCAAAAAUCAUUCUCCUACCAGACUUGAGAUCAGAUAAAACGAAAUCUUUGGAGCAUAGCGAUGCCGUUUUCGAUAGAAUUUACAGAGCUGCAAGUGGUAAAACCGCAAUAGUUAAUAACAAAAUGAUUAGAAGAAACACAAGAUUAAGACAAGAAUAUCUCUACAGAAAGAAUCUGGAGGGAAAAGAAAAAGAGGUAUACGAGAAGAAGAGAAAGAUAAAGAAGGCUUUGAACGAAGGUAAACCAAUACCUUCGGAGCUGAUAGACUUUGAAUUCAAUGCUAGAAAUGAAAUCGAAAUGGAUGGUGAAUCCGACAGAAAAGUAAAUAUAGACGAUGAGUAUGCUCGUGCCGGUAUUGCCGACCCAAAGGUAUUCAUCACCACCUCGAGAGAUCCAAGUUCACGUUUGGUUCAAUUCUCAAAGGAGUUGCGUAUGCUCUUCCCGAAUGCCACCAAAAUGAACAGAGGUGCUCACGUCAUCAAAGAUAUCGUCGAGGCUUGUCGUGCCAACGAUGUUACCGAUCUUGUCAUUGCACAUGAACAUAGAGGUGAACCAGUUGGAUUAGUUGUAUCACAUAUGCCAUAUGGACCAACAGCUUAUUUCGAAAUUGUAAAUUGUGUGAUGAUUCACGAUAUUCAAGACGCACCACCAGCUUCACUAGCUUAUCCACAUUUGAUUUUCAAUAACUUUACAACUCCACUUGGUGAAAGAACUGAAACAAUUUUAAAGUAUUUAUUCCCUGUACCUAAAGAUGACUCAAAGAGAAUUGUAACUUUUUCAAAUAAUAGUGAUUAUAUUUCAUUUAGACAUCAUUUAUACGAAAAGGAUGGACAUAAGAAUGUUUUAUUAAAAGAAGUAGGACCAAGAUUCGAAUUGAAAUUAUACAAGAUACAAUUGGGAACUGUUGAUCAGAACGAAGCUGAUAUUGAAUGGGUAUACAAACCAUACAUGAAUUCAACAAAGAACAGAGUAUUCCUUUAA
Molecule: messenger RNA, 1779 nt
Organism: Heterostelium album PN500
Lineage: Eukaryota; Evosea; Eumycetozoa; Acytosteliales; Acytosteliaceae
Product: brix domain-containing protein
Exons: 6
Coding region: 1-1779 (592 amino acids)
Biological process (GO): rRNA processing
Cellular component (GO): Mpp10 complex; nucleolus; small-subunit processome
Molecular function (GO): rRNA primary transcript binding; double-stranded RNA binding; snoRNA binding
Source: RefSeq, a predicted model, not a curated record